This is a messenger RNA of Sorex araneus (European shrew), 1130 nucleotides long. Its product is annotated as calcium homeostasis modulator protein 2-like. Gene Ontology annotation, molecular function: monoatomic cation channel activity. Lineage: Eukaryota; Metazoa; Chordata; Mammalia; Eulipotyphla; Soricidae. The transcript has 2 exons. The record is from RefSeq and is a predicted model, not a curated record. Bases 1 to 960 code for a protein of 319 amino acids.
AUGGCUAACCCCAUCAUCCGCUUCCUGUCGCUCUUCUUCAAGAGCAAGGAUGUGAUGAUCUUCAAUGGGAUGGUGGCCCUGGGCACCGUGGGCAGCCAGGAGCUCUUCUCCGUGGUGGCCUUCCACUGCCCGUGUGCACCCGCCCGGAACUACCUGUACGGGCUGACGGCCAUCGGGGUGCCUGCCUUGGUGCUCUUCCUCAUCAGCGUCAUCCUCAACAACCAAACCCGGGACCUCGUGACCGAGUGCCAGUACCGCAGGGCCAAGAACUGCUCGGCCGCCCCCACCUUCCUGCUCCUGAGCUCCAUCGUGGGCCGAGCUGCCUUGGCCCCCGUCACCUGGUCGGUCAUCUCCCUGCUGCGCGGGGAGGCCUACGUCUGCGCACUCAGCGAGUUUGUGGACCCGUCCUCGCUCACGGCUGGGAACGAGAGCUUCCCUCUCUCCCAUGCCAAGCAGAUCCUGGCCAGGUUCCCUUGUGGGGAGAGCCCUGCCAAUCUGUCGGGCUUCCAGGAGGAGGUGAGCCGCAGGCUCAGGUAUGAGUCUCAGCUCUUCGGGUGGCUGCUCAUCGGCUCGGUGGCCAUCCUGGUGUUCCUGACCAAGUGCCUCAAGCACUACUGCUCGCCGCUCAGCUACCGCCAGGAGGCCUACUGGGCCCGCUACCGCGCCAACGAGGACCAGCUCUUCCAGCACACGGCCGAGGCGCACUCACGCGUGCUGGUGGCCAGCAACGUGCAGCGCUUCUUCGGCUUCGUGGCGCUCAACAAGGAGGACGAGGAGCUGGUGGCCAAGUUCCCCGUCCAGGGCACACAGCCGCGGCCACAGUGGAACGCCAUCACCGGCGUCUACCUGUACCGGGAGAACCUGGGCCUCCCCCUCUACAGCCGCCUGCACAAGUGGGCCCAGGGUCUGAGUGGGAAAGGUGCGGCCCCCGACAUGGAGGUGGCCCUGCUGGCCCCCUGAGGCCCCACCACCCCCUGCACUGCGUCUGGGGGUAAAGUGAGGCGAGAGGCCCAGGGUGUGGCCUCCUCCACCACCAGGAAGUCCCUGGUCACUCCCAGAGUGAGUGUCCCGAAAGCUUGGACCUGGCACCAGGGAAUGGAAUGUUUUAUUCCUGAAGCCCCGGGUUGCUG